AGUUGGAUCCUCUUCCUGUUCCGUUGGAUUUUGAUCUGUUGAUUGCUGCAUUGCAAUCAACACAUAAGGAAUGUCGGGUUGAACUGUUCCUCAAAGUCUUCUAUCUAGCCAACUAUUAAUAAGCCAACCUCAGGACAAGAAGAAGACAUAGAUAGUCUAAACCAUGGACGAAGACGAAGUGCCUACGGCUCCUGUGUGGGUUUGGAUUGUUCUUUCUUUGAUCGCGGUGGUCUCUUUCUGGUGUCAAGCAACCGUAACAGAAGAACGAUUUGUCCCUGCCUUGAAUGUGAUUGCGUACGAGUACAACAUCCCUAAUGAUAUUGCGGGAGCCACUCUAAUGGCUGCAGGUGCCUCGUCGCCAGAAUUGUUUUCUUCUUUUGUGGCUCUCUUUAUCACUCAUUCGGCACUGGGGCUGGGUACUAUUGUGGGAUCUGAGAUCUUUAACCAGCUGAUUAUCUGUGCUGGGGCUGUUUUCGCUUCCAGCAGUGGUCGACUGCAGCUUGACAAACCGAUUGUCCUGCGUGAAGUUGGAUUCUACGGGCUUUCCAUUGGCCUCCUGUACUUUGCGUUGAACGAUCGACGCCCAUCUGACGACGAUGAGCUCGGGGAGGAUCACAUCUUUAUCAACUUUUUGGAUGCAUGCAUCCUGUUCGGAGGAUACAUUGCCUAUGUGCUAGUCUGUGCCAACAUGGACGCAAUUGUCGCCUUGUUCUCAGGGACAUCAAGGGCACCACCAGCCGACAGUGACAACAAGGCCAACUAUGGAGCAGUGGAAGGUCUUGCCAGACCCGUCAGCUUCAAUCUGCCAGAUAUGCCAUUCAUGAGGGAAACCUUUGGGCACGAACCUGUUGCCAACUUUGCAGACUCGAAGCAAGCUUUCCUGCGAACUCCCGGUGGACUUGCUGUCAACGACUCCCAGAGAGGGUCAUUCUCAUCCAUUCCUGAAAGCUUGAGAAGAUUCUCCGAUGGACGGUCUUUGCGGCAGUUCUUCUUUAGUGUCCGCGAUGACAAGCCCAGUGAUGAACAUGGCUUGCAUGACAUCGAAUUCAAUGCUAAAGAAGGUCGUAUUUCCUGUUUCAUGUGGCAGCGCUCCUUCUUCUACAAUAAGGCUAGGUACGGUACCAAUGGAUGGCAUCUUCGAUGGUUCUCCUUCACGAAAGACGGAAUGAAGUCAGUGCCUGAUCGGGUCGAGUUCAAAAAGCAUGGCUUGAAAUACCCCAAGUUCACGCAGAUUGAGUUCGACGAUAAGAGGCAUAUCAUCAGGAUUGAAAACCCGGCUCACUGCAAACGACGGGAAUUUUUCUUCAUGACACCUUCCGACGAGGUCUUCGAUGCCGUAGUCGAUAAGAUGCAGGGUUUGGUAAAGCAUUGGAACAGCGAAGAAGAUAAAGCAGAGGAAGGAACGGCAGCUGGGGAUUCAGAAGCAGAGGACGAGUUCGAAGACUCGGAUCCUCAUGUGGACAUGACAGAAUUUCCAGCUGAUGCGUCCAUUUUGGGAGUCGCCUUUUUUGUUUUCCUUUUCCCACUUCGAUUCAUCAUGCAAUGGACAAUCGGAGACGUCAGGACCCUCGAUAAGGAAGGAAACCCAACCGCAACGCUGGGCAAAGCAUACCUCGCGGCUUUCAUGUGCCUUGUUUGGUUGAUCAUUGGCAGCUACGCAAUGGUGUCUUCCCUCGAGCACCUUGCUGAUCUCAUGGACAUUCCCAAAUCAGUCGUCGGUGUUACUGUUUCUGCAGCAGGUACUUCAUUGCCAAACUACGUUGCUUCGAAAGUGGCUGCUCAGAAAGGUUUCGGGAACAUGGCUGUGUCAAAUGCGUUUGGCUCGAAUACGUUCAACAUUAUGGUCGGACUUGGAUUACCUUGGGUCCUCUACAUUGCUUCGAAUGGCUUCGAGCCCUAUCAUGGAUUGCAUGAUGAUGGCAUCACAAUGUCCGUGAUAAUCUUGGGAACCGUGCUUGCCCUAUUUGUUGUCCUCGUGUUCCCAUUUGGCUUUGUAAUUUAUCGAUGGCAUGGGUUUCUUUUCAUUCUUCUCUAUGUGGCUUAUCUGGCCUAUGCAAUUGGUCAAGUGUACCUCUAAUGAACCACUGUUCCUGUCCCAUUCUUUGCAGCGGAAGCAGUGCGCUAUGGAGCACUGACCGCGAAUGCUUUACGGUAUGACGCGUCAACUGCAACCUGGAGCCUUAGCCUGGAGUCGCUCACUGGGAACCAGCUCAAUGCGAGAAAGAGCGCUCCAGAGCGGUGCGAGGAGACACGAUUGUCGCUCGAGAGCGGUGCUUUCCAUGUAAUGUAAUAAGCGACCGGAUAUGACAAGUUUUAGACAUGUUUACUUG
Seminavis robusta is the source of this 2330-nucleotide messenger RNA. The record is from the annotation of a GenBank genome assembly. Lineage: Eukaryota; Bacillariophyta; Bacillariophyceae; Naviculales; Naviculaceae.